AUGGCCUAUUGCUUUCUGAUUGAGCGUCCUUUCGCAUUUUUGUACGUUCUGCACCCAGUAUCAGAAGCAUUCGUGCACAGAGGAACGAUGGAUCGCGCUCGGCCCCGCAAUCAGACAGAAGAUAGACCGCCAACGUGCUUCGACAAGAAUCUAGCUGGCAUAUCUCAACAAAUCACAUUGAGAGAAGCUGCGGCGGCAUCAUUGGCGAAGAUGAUGUUGACGAGGAGUUCGGAGACAUUGAAGAAAGCGACGAAAAAGAACACGAAGAUGAGAAAAGGAAAAAUCUCUGGUGUCGCGAAUGAACCAAAACAAGAAAGACCGGUGUCCAAUUCUUCGAAUAUCAUGAUUGCAGCUACUGCCGUUCCAACAAAAUGCGUGAAGCCCAGAUUGAUUCCUCUGAGUGAAGUUAGAUAUGACAGCGUCGGACACUGGCCGAUACCUGAGGAUGGAAACAAACAACGAUGUAAACUAGAAUCAUGUGGAGGACGUUCACGAAUUCAAUGUGAGAAAUGUAACGUUCGUCUUUGCCCGACGAAACAUAGAAAUUGCUUCAAAACUUAUCCAUUGUAAAUAAGUGAG
This is a messenger RNA of Cylicocyclus nassatus, 579 nucleotides long. Lineage: Eukaryota; Metazoa; Nematoda; Chromadorea; Rhabditida; Strongylidae. The record is from the annotation of a GenBank genome assembly.